Messenger RNA from Lotus japonicus, 1179 nucleotides. RefSeq lists its product as uncharacterized. The transcript is spliced from 5 exons. The coding region runs from base 118 to 1179 and encodes 353 amino acids. The record is from RefSeq and is a predicted model, not a curated record. Gene Ontology annotation, biological process: recombinational repair. Lineage: Eukaryota; Viridiplantae; Streptophyta; Magnoliopsida; Fabales; Fabaceae.
GAUUGCAAGGGUGACCUGGCCACUUCUUGGGAUGCGUCGCAUAGUUUGACAUGUAAUCGACAUACUGAAAUAUUAGCAUCGUUUGAGCGCAGUAUUCACAGAAUUGAUCACAUUUUCAUGUGCCCAUUUUACACAAAUAUUAGAGGAUUUGUGUCAAACAAAUGCCUGCAGCUCCUUAAUGCUGAACAUAUAAGAAUGAAGUCCUACGGCCGAUGCGAUUGCUUGUUGAGAGAGACUCAUGGACUGCCUUGCGGUUGUGAACUUGCAGGUUAUGAAAGAAUUCCAUAUGAGGCAAUUCAUCCAUUCUGGAAGAGACUGAGUUGGGAGCAUGUACCUGAACCUGUUGCAGAUACUAUCAGCAACCAUAUUUGCGGCAUGAACCAUGGAGAUAUGCAACCAGAAGUUGAGGCAUUGACACAUUAUUUCAGUUCUUUGGAUACUGGAGGGCGGAGUAUGGUAAGGAGGAAGCUUCAAGCUAUCUAUUGUCCUGAAAGCAGUUCACUUUGUACUCCUGAGGUUCAGAUAAGGUCCAAGCGCACUCUUAAGGCGAACGAAAGAAAACCACCCAAGGUUAAAGCAAUAGGAUCCUUGACUCGUGAUCCUUCAGGUUUUGAACAUAUUGAAAGGGAGAUCAAAGAGGCAAAGAAGGCUUCGCAACCACCAAAGAAGAAGAAGCGUGUGAAGAAGUCUGAUACAAGCUAUUUCAUGGGUCAUUUUCCAUCCUUUUUCCACCCAUAUAUACACACAGUUCAGAAUGUUGAGGAUGAUGGUAACUGUGGCUAUAGAGCCAUUGCUGCAUUACUGGGACUACCAUCAGGUGAGGAAGCCCUGCAAUUGAUGGAAUCUGCCACUCCGCUGGGCACAAUCACAACGAAUGUUGAGAGAGUAGAGAGUGUUGUUGGUGUUAUUAAAUCAUGCACUCCCAAUGGUUUCGGAGAUGCCAAAGUUACCCUCAAGGACCCUACGGGCACCGUUGACGCGAGCAUCCAUCGCAAGGCGUUCACUGACAGCGAAUUUGGAAAUGCCAUAACUGUUGGAUCUGUUCUCGUUCUCCAAAAGGUUGCUGUGUUUGCACCGAGUAAAUAUGUUCGUUAUCUGAAUAUAACGUUGCCCAACGUAGUUGAAGUAUUUCCACAGGAUAACGGACCCAACGACUUCAUCGAUAUCACUAAGGAUUAA